AUGUCUACUGCUCUCGCCAACAUUCGUCCUAUCGCCAUCACAGCUAACGGCAUCUUUGCUGGUCUUGGUCUUACAAUCUCAUUUGCUGCUGUCCCUGCUCUUCGUGCAGCUGGUUAUUCACCUCGUGCUUGGCAAGCCCUUUAUCGCCGUGGUGCUGUUAUCGGCAUUAGCAGCAUCCUCGUGUCCUCAGCAGCUCAUUUCACCACCUAUUACUUGACGCUUGACAAACGCGCCCUGUGGUGUGGUAUCAUUUCCUUCAUCAGUGCACCUUAUACCAUGAUCUUUAUGAAGCCCACCAAUGAUCGUUUGAACCUGCUGGCAGACACGAACAGCAAGGAAGACGCGUCCCAACUUGUUGAAAAAUGGGCUACACUUCAAUCUUUUCGAACGUUGGCAGGCCCACUUGCCUUUUUGCUUGCUGUAUUCUAA
Messenger RNA from Lichtheimia ornata, 429 nucleotides. RefSeq lists its product as uncharacterized. The record is from RefSeq and is a predicted model, not a curated record. The transcript has a single exon. NCBI's taxonomy places the organism in Eukaryota, Fungi, Mucoromycota, Mucoromycetes, Mucorales, Lichtheimiaceae. The coding region runs from base 1 to 429 and encodes 142 amino acids.